This is a messenger RNA of Lactuca virosa, 1496 nucleotides long. NCBI's taxonomy places the organism in Eukaryota, Viridiplantae, Streptophyta, Magnoliopsida, Asterales, Asteraceae. The record is from the annotation of a GenBank genome assembly.
GGAGUCCACCCCAUCAGGUUCGCACAUUAACCAUUCCUCAGUGAUCUUCACGCCAAUUCCCCCUCUUUCUCUCUCUUCCGUUUUCUCCCUCUCUCCGGGUAGAUAUACAUACACAAUUAUUGUAUCUAUAUACAUACUUCAUACCUCAAUUCAUAUAAUACCAAUUUCAUUUGAAAAUUCUUUGUUGGGGUUUUUCUCUAGCGCUCACCUAGCAAUUAAUCUCAUUCAAAAAAAAUUAGAAUUCAUAUGGAGUGUAUUGAAGCAAAAGCAUUGAAAUCGAGCUUUCUCUCGGAAAUAAUUCACAUGAAAUCAACCCAACAAGCUUCCUUUGAAGAUUUAUGGUGUGUAGCCGGACUUAACAACGUUGUUAAUGUCACCACCGAAGAAUUCUCCGUUGACGAUCUCUUAGAUCUUUCUGACAAGGAUUUUAGUACUUCUGGUGAAGAAUCCUUCGAGGAGGAUUUUGCCUCGGUUUCUUCUCAGGAUAAUGAUAGUAAUUCGUUGAAUUCUAGCAAGUUUUUAACCACCGGCGACCUCGUUUCUCUUCCCGCCGACCAGCUCCCAGUUCCGAUUGAUGAUAUGGAAAGCCUUGAAUGGUUAUCACAAAUUGUGGAUGAUUCUGUGUCGGAGCUUCCUGUUUCGUGCCCGGAGACGAAAUUGAAGGAUGAAGCCGGCCAGUUUCCCGAGAACCGGUUUGAACCGGUGUUCCUGAUGUCAGCUCGGAGUUUUACGGUUUUGGGAUUACCAUAUCCGGUUCCGAAGAAGGGUAGAACCGAAAAGUCGAGAAAACCCGGCCGAGUGUGGUCUUCCGGGUCGCGUUCACUCACUGAGUCGUCUUCGAGUUCUUCAUCGUCCCAUGACUUGUCUGCAACUUCUCCUAUGCUUCUCACAAACCCGUUUCACUUCAUUGAAUUUUUCGAAAAGCCGGCGUCGGCAAAGAAGCAGAGAAAAAACCCGGUUUCCCAAAAGGGACAAGUUUCAAGCGAGUUAAUUAAUCAACGUCGGUGUACUCACUGUCAAGUUCAGAAGACACCUCAAUGGAGAACCGGUCCUUUAGGUCCAAAAACCCUAUGCAACGCUUGUGGGGUCCGCUUUAAAUCCGGCCGGCUUUUUCCUGAGUAUAGACCGGCUUGUAGUCCUACUUUUUCCGGCGACGUUCAUUCCAACAGCCACCGGAAAGUGUUGGAAAUGAGAAAGAUGAAGGAAACAGAUGUUGAACCGGCAUUGAACCUGCAAGCUCAAAGAGAUUCAAUUCUGUUGCUCGACCCGGUUCAGUAGAUUAACCCAGGCCGGUUUGAAGACUUUUGUUAGGUUGGUAACGGUAGGUUAGGGAGGUCUAAUUUAGGUUAUAUUAUUUUUGUUAAAUUCUUUACGUUUAAAUGAGUUGUAGUUUAUGUAAUAGAAGUUGUAAUUUUUUUUAGUAAUUUUGUUGUUAGAAAUACUACUAUUACUUGUAAUGAUGAGUCGUACUUUAUUAAAUGAUAAGUUUCGUGUCG